AUGAUUGUCAAUGGUGAAGUUAACAAUGAUGUCAAUGAUGAAGUUAACAAUGAUGUCAAUGAUGAUGUUAACGAUGAUGUCAAUGAUGAUGUUAACAAUGAUGUCAAUGAUCAUGUUAACGAUGAUGUCAAUGAUGAUGUUAACAAUGAUGUCAAUGAUGAUGUUAACAAUGAUGUCAAUGAUGAAGUUAACAAUGAUGUCAAUGAUGAUGUUAAUAAUGAUGUCAAUGAUGAUGUUAAUAAUGAUGUCAAUGAUGAUGUUAACGAUGAUGUCAAUGAUGAUGUUAACGAUGAUGUCAAUGAUGAUGUUAACGAUGAUGUCAAUGAUGAUGUUAACAAUGAUGUCAAUGAUAAUGUUAACAAUGAUGUCAAUGAUGAUGCUAAUAAUGAUGUUAACAAUGAUGUCAAUAAUGAUGUUAACAAUGAUGUCAAUGAUGAAGUUAACAAAUGA
This is a messenger RNA of Biomphalaria glabrata, 450 nucleotides long. Its product is annotated as coiled-coil domain-containing protein 1-like. Lineage: Eukaryota; Metazoa; Mollusca; Gastropoda; Planorbidae. The transcript has a single exon. The coding region runs from base 1 to 450 and encodes 149 amino acids. The record is from RefSeq and is a predicted model, not a curated record.